AUGAUAUACACCAAAGUUUUUGUCACUUUCGCCCAGAAAACUCGGCCAGGCACCGUUCGCGUCUUUAAGGCAUUGGAGCCCGUAGUUAAACACCUUAUGUUUAGGUGGAUCACGUACGAUCUACGUAAGGCUAUUUUCGAUAUAGAUGAUGGUCUUCUUAGAUCGAAGGAAAUGGUGUCUGUCCGCGAGGAUGACGAGAGAGCCCUGGCCUUCCACUGGACCGAAAUUUCCUGGAAAGUAGUUGAUGUUAAGAAGGAUAUAAGUCAAAAAAUGACUAAGUUCCUUAGCUAG
Messenger RNA from Penicillium coprophilum, 291 nucleotides. RefSeq lists its product as uncharacterized. Bases 1 to 291 code for a protein of 96 amino acids. The record is from RefSeq and is a predicted model, not a curated record. The transcript has 2 exons. Lineage: Eukaryota; Fungi; Ascomycota; Eurotiomycetes; Eurotiales; Aspergillaceae.